GAGAGAGAAAGAGAGAGACGACUGUCUCCCGUUUUGUUGCACGAGGAGUCGCGAGGAGCCGCUGAUGACAGACAGCAGAUCUGCUGCCUCACUGACUGCGACACCUGAACAUCCACAGAGCAGCACCGACACCACACACAUGCAGGAGAGACAACUGUAGGCGAGGAAGAGGAGAAGGGACGGAGGCUUUCCUAAAAAAAAAAGAAGAAGAAGAAGAAGAAGAAAAAGAAGAAGUAGAAGAGGAGAAGAGGAAAGCGGGGGGCAGGCAGCCGGCUGGCCGGGACACGGAGCUCGUCCAGGGGGGAGAAAUCACCGCCACGACCGUCACAUCACAUCACAGCUCCGGGAUGACAAAGUCCCGGUGAAGCAGAGAGAGAGAGAUGUCGCAGAAGAAGAUAUUCCUGAUCUUCGUCGCCAUCAGCACUGUCAGUCUUCUGCUGCACCAUGGGGGCCACUUGAGCUGGACCAUGGAGGCCUUCCACAUUGGUUGUCCUGCGCUCCGGUCCCACCCUGCCCCGGGCCUGAAACCAAAGCACACCAAUGUGGUCUUCCUCAAGACCCACAAAACGGCCAGCACCACUAUGCAGAACCUGCUUUUCCGCUUCGCAGAGCGCAACAACCUCACUGUGGCGUUGCCCGUGCAAGCCUGCAGCCACCAGUUCUGCUACCCACGCUCCUUCACCUCUCACUUUGUCCACCCCCACACACUGCCGCCAAACAUCAUCACCAGCCACAUGCGCUUCAGCAAGGCAGAACUGCAGCGCCUGAUGCCCAACGACACAAUGUACAUCACAAUCUUGAGAGAGCCGGGGUCCAUGUUUGAAUCCUUGUUCAGUUACUACAACCAGUACUGUCAAAGCUUCAAGAGGGUCCCCAAUGGCUCCCUGGAGGCUUUCUUAGAGGAGCCCUGGCGCUACUACCGUCCAGAUGAGAAGGACUCCAUGUAUGCGCGCAACACCUUGACCUUCGACUUGGGCGGAGACAAGGAUCGCCCAGCAACAGAUGUGGCAUAUGCGCGGGGCUUUCUGGCAGAGGUGGAGCGGGUUUUCUCCCUGGUGAUGAUUGCUGAGUACUUUGAUGAGUCGCUGGUUCUCCUUCGCCAUCUCCUCUCUUGGGAUCUGGAUGACAUUCUGUACGUUAAACUCAAUAUGCGAACGCCAAGCUCGAAGCGGAGUCUGACACCGGGCCUUCCUUCAAAGAUCCGUGCCUGGAAUUCAUUAGAUGCACGUCUCUACGAUCACUUCAACGCAUCAUUGUGGCGGCAACUAUCAGCUCUGGGCCCAGCUUGUGUUGCAAGGGAGGUGCGACUCCUUCGGCGAGCCCAGGAGAGGUUAAUGAGAAGCUGCUUCGGUGGGCGGAUGCCGCUUCUCCGAUCAGCAGCACAGAUAAAAAACAAAGAUCUCCGCCCUUGGCAGCCUAGCGGAAAAGUCGACAUUGUGGGCUACGACCUCCCGGUAAAUCUCAGCCGUGGAUUCUCGAGCCAGGCCCAGGAGCUCUGCCUCAAGCUCAUCAUGCCAGAGGUCCAGUACACACGGGUUCUUCUACGUUCCCAAUCACUGCGCUACCGUCGAGGCUACCAGCUCCGGCCUCUACAGCAGUCACAUCCCCUCCAGCAACCCAUACGCACAGUCCUGCCUCGGCAUCCUCAAGUGCAACGCAGCCAACCGCCCCCUGCCGCCCCUGGCCCUGCAUCAGGGUCAGGGUCCACCUCCACCUCAAAGCCUGCUGCAGGAACUCAAGGUCGGACCACAAAGUUAGGGACUAAAUCCUCACAGACCCAGGCCUCACAGACUGAAAAAUAGAGACUGGAAUAUAAUCCCAAUAGACUUCAUUGUCCUACCCAUCCUGACUCUUGAGACAAUGGUGCUUGGUUGGUGGCGGGUGUUGGAAACAAGGGCGUCCUUGGUAAAGAAAAGUCUGGGUUGUCUUGACUCAAUGUCUCUCCUGUCCCUUCCAGACAGAGUUUUGGAUUAAAUUAAUUGAGGAACAACAGAGGGAAAGGGGAUCAAGACAUAUCUGGACUUGAACUUGAAUCUCUCCCCUCUCUGGUCUGUGAAACAGUAUCAGGGUUGGCAGACACAAGGGCGGGAGAAAUCAAGAAUAGGACUCGGCUCAAUUGCACGCCUCUGCCCGCCCGACAACAGCCGAUGGAAGAGGUUUUUAGGUAAAAGUGGUUAUUUGAAGCAAAUCUGUUGUGUGCGACCAGGACUCAAUAGGGAAGUGGCGAUAUCGGGCCUAUUGUGAGGCACAGAGUAGGCAUUGUGUGUAUCACACUGGUAUGGCAUCAUGUUACUUGCUUUCAUUCCCUGCGCUCUCUUGCUCUCUCUCCCUAACAUAUGCCACUUAAAGUCCUUGAGAGGGGCAUAAUGACAUAAAGGGAUCCGCUGUCAGGCGUCCAAAGAGCCUCCUAAGAGGCCAGACAGACAUUGAGAUCACCUCCAACCAUUAAUACAACAGCACAAUAAACAACUCUUCUCUUCUUCUUCUUCUUCUCUUACCAACUCUAGGUCCUAAAGCAAUGGAGGGAGGUUAAAAAGCCAGAUAGACAGAUAAAGAUAGAGACCUUAAAAAGAGGGUGAACCUAAAAGCUGGACCCAUUAUUGCUAUGACUCAAACAGAGACUGAACACACACAUCAAGCGUGAGUCUCUUCAGCUAUCGACCUCACUGGCUUCCUCCCCGCAUACCUCUCUUCAUCCUCCAUCCUCUAUCCUCUCAUCCCUGCUGCUACCCUCUGGUUAGGCCGUCACUCCAGCGAGCAGUGCUGACAUCUUGUCCCUAGGACCACCAGCUGAGAACACAUCUGUCAUCGUAGAGACUUUCUAGGUUUCUGGAUGUGGGGUCUUGUUUUUAAUCUUGGGCGUUAUUGCAAUAAGAUCUCCAGGCCUACGUUCCAUACGGAAAGCAUGGAUUUAAUAACAUACCAGCAACCCCAUACCGCACACACUGGCACAAACAAAAACAACUUGACAGGACAGAAUAUUUAAUCCUCUCCUCUCAUGGCCCUCCUAUGGCCCAUGUUCUUUGGUUACACGGCUGUACAUUUUCAUUAAGAAUUGAAGGACCAGGCGAAAGCUGGUCACUCUGAACUCAGAGACGCGGGAGGACAAAGCGAAAGUGUCAAUGUAGGGUGCUUAGAGCCUCUUAAGGCUGGUGGGCUUGCUGGUUUGGCUGUGAUUUUAAAAUGUCAUCACUUAUCUCCGCUGUGAUCCAUUUUUUAUUCAUUCUGCUCAUAUUUAAUGUGUCAUUUAUUUUUCUUUUAUUCAUCAAGUGAUCAGCAGGACACUGCUAAGUAACUGGGGGCCAGAGGAAGGAUAUCUGUGUGUGAGUGUGUGAGAGUGUGUGUGAGCGAUGAAGUAGCUCUCUCUGCUUCAAGUUGGCUAGGCAACAAAAGGAAAUUAUUUGUGUGACAUUUGUUAAAACUAUGUGUUAUUUAUUAUCGGGAUUUAAAGAGUCCCAUUACUGUAUUUUUAACUUUUUUUUUUCAUGAAUCACUGGAUACAAACCUCCAUAUGUUCAGCAUACCACUUCAGGCAACUGAGGUGCAACGAGGCAUUAGGCAAUGAUAUAAAACAUUAAUUCUACACAUGUUUUACAUAAUGCAAAACUACAAAGACCACUCCGGAAAACCGUACAUUGAAACAAGUGUAGUCGCUUUAAAAAUGAAUCUUUCAUUCAGCAGUGCUUAAGUGCCACACAAAGCUUCUUCGCACUGUAGGUUACAAUAAUAAAAAACACAAGCCAUGGCUGCGCUGACAGGAAUAAAAAAUUGGAGCGUGUAGAAA
This is a messenger RNA of Cottoperca gobio, 3784 nucleotides long. It is a transcript of the gene gal3st3, whose product is annotated as galactose-3-O-sulfotransferase 3. The transcript has 3 exons. Gene Ontology annotation, molecular function: galactosylceramide sulfotransferase activity. Gene Ontology annotation, cellular component: membrane. The record is from RefSeq and is a predicted model, not a curated record. Bases 381 to 1802 code for a protein of 473 amino acids. NCBI's taxonomy places the organism in Eukaryota, Metazoa, Chordata, Actinopteri, Perciformes, Bovichtidae. Gene Ontology annotation, biological process: glycolipid biosynthetic process.